GCUGAUUGGGCGGUCCUUCGGGAGGAACAGCGUCGAGUUGUCUCCCCUGCUUCACAUGCGAGGACCGCAGAUUUCAAACAUGAAGCAUUUUGGAGCGCUGUCUGUGUUUUUACUCAUCUGCAUUCUCUACAUUGAACCGGGAGUUUCCGGGACGUCUCACCCGAAACCGUCUUGCCGUUACCCGCCGUCUCAGUGGUGUCGGUCCCUGGAGAUCGCGAUAUCAUGCAACGUCCAGAAACAGUGUAUGGAGCUGAAUGCUACCAGAACAAACCAGGCUGCUCCUCCAGUCUCUGUCACGCUGUACUAUGAGAGUUUGUGUCCAGACAGCAGAGUCUUCAUCACCCAGCAGCUCUUCCCCACCUGGACAAUGCUGCAGGACAUCAUGACCGUCACUUUGGUCCCCUACGGGAACGCUAUGGAAAACCCAUCAGCAAGUUCUCCCUUCAUCUGCCAGCACGGAGAGGCUGAAUGCAGAGGAAACCUGAUUGAGGCCUGCAUGAUCCAUUUAACGGGACCCUCAGCCUUUCAGAUCAUCUACUGCAUGGAGUCUGCUGAAAAUGUUCUCAACGCUGCCCAGCCUUGUCUCCAGUUGUAUGCUCCCGCCGUCUCCUGGUCGAGUGUCGACGCCUGUUCGAGGGGAGGUCUGGGACGCCAGCUGAUGCACGCGUACGCGGCCAUGACCAGAGCGCUGCACCCGGCUCACACGCACGUCCCCUGGCUCACCGUCAACGGGGAAUACACUGAGGAGAAUGAGGACAAGGUGUUGUCGUCUCUCUUCCACUUUGUUUGCAGACUCUACAAGGGGGUGAAGCCUCCGGUCUGUACUGGCGCCCAAGUAAGAUUGAACAGAAGCUUCUGCUGAACACAACAAACUUUACCAUGUAAGAACUGCAUAAUGUACCAGAUAACAUAAUUCUAUUAACAUGUUUUUGCUUGUUUCUCAAUGCGAGUGAGAUCGGAUUUAAAAGUGGAAUAAGUCUGUCUUGUUUGAAACUGUAGUUAACAUAAUUUACAGAACCGAAGUCUGUAAUAAAUGAUAAAGAAUAAAAACAACCAGCCUGAA
This is a messenger RNA of Gasterosteus aculeatus aculeatus (three-spined stickleback), 1063 nucleotides long. RefSeq names its product IFI30 lysosomal thiol reductase b (gene ifi30b). Gene Ontology annotation, cellular component: lysosome. Gene Ontology annotation, molecular function: oxidoreductase activity, acting on a sulfur group of donors, disulfide as acceptor. Lineage: Eukaryota; Metazoa; Chordata; Actinopteri; Perciformes; Gasterosteidae. The record is from RefSeq and is a predicted model, not a curated record.